AAAUGCUGGUUUUGUCAAAUCCUUGUAUCAUUCGUUCAUUCGUUUUUGAAAAUAAAACCAAAAAUAAAAAAAAUGAAAAUGACUUGUUUUCCCAAUAUUCGUUUCCAAACCCCAAUUGAAAAAACGGAUAACGACUCGUUUUUCCAAUUCCCUUUUUUCUGCUCAAAUAAAAAAAAGGAAAAAAUGGUUAGGGAGCGUUUCAUCCAAUUUUGGUAUUUUAAUUUGACGCAUGUUGCGUGACCCGGAAGUGACCUGUGACCAGAAAGUACCCUUUACUCGUGGGACAACGACACGCCUAGCAACCAUCACGUUGGCUAACCGUUGCAUCAACACAAAUGGACAUUUUUGUGCUCUUCAGUGGAAGUAAGAGGGUUACUCUGAAGCCGGAAGACAUGACCACAGAGAAAAUAUCUGUUAUUUUCCAGGUCCAAAAGGAAACUGUUUAUUUGACAGACGACACCAACGUGGCCAUAUUUCCCCGAUCCGAUGGGGACUUCAAUUGUUUUGACCUCAUCGCCAGAGGCCAUUAUGAGGUGCAUGGUGACAGCACCACUGUGGAAAAAUCAGCAGGGGCACCUCACUCAGGCCAGCCUGUCCGUUUCUCUUUCCACCGCCCAACCAGCACAGCCACAAGCUCCUCCUGUCCAGUUCCAAGGAGCACCACAACAAGAACUUUUGUGAGGAAUGUCUUGAUUGCUGAAGUCCUGAAUGGAAAGCUGGAGACCAGCAAGAUGGUUACAGUCCGCUUCUCCGAGUUUGAAGCUUGUGUCGCAACAAUCACCAGUAAGGUGAAAGAGGCCCUUGGACAGCAGGAGUCAAUGAUUUUGACAGAUAGUCAGGGCAACGAAAUAAUUGACUCUGAUGGAACUCGGGGGUCAGCAUACUGGAAGCAAAAUUCAAGAAAAGUAUUUGCGGUGCCUGAACAACAGGUUGAGCUGGUACAAGUGCACAAAAGGAGGAGAUCGAGUCGAAGAGAAGAUACUGGCCUUCAAGACGUUUUAGCUGACAUCGAAGAGGUUGUCGAAGCAGCCCAGGGACUCAAGGAAGUGACGAAGAAGCUCAAGGAUUUGAGUGGAUUUGCACUUUCCACAAAGACAACAACCCUGUCUCUUUCAGAGGCUGAAGUAGAUUCCUUAAGAGUGGUCUUCGCCUGUCUUGUCUGCAAAGGUCCUGUAGAUAAGCCAAUGUUCGCAACCUGCUGCAGAAGCCUAAUCGGGUGUAAGGCAUGUAUUGCGGAGUGGAACAACAGCCACAGUUACUGCCCGAAGUGUCGUGCUGUGGAUUUGGGCACAUACAUCCACGAAGUGGCUGGACUCACCGAGGCGCUGGCAGCACUGGAAAAGUUUUUCCUUUAGUCUAUUCUUCCUGCUAUGGAAGCAACACAUGUUUGAUUAGUCAGUUCUUCAUAACAUUGUGCUUUAUAAUUUAACAAUGUCAAAUGUUCAAUUUUAAAGCACUUUUUUCAGUAUUACUGUCACAUAUUAAAUUAUUGUGGCACUCAGUACAGGGUUUACAAGAUUUUGUAUUUGUUAUACUUGUAUUUACUGCAUGGUCUGAUACGCAUACUGUCAUACCUUGCCAGUUCUUCAGAGCAUUGUGUUUUGUAAUGUAAUAAUGUAUAAUGAUAAAGCUUAAAGCACUUUUUUUGCAGUAUUACUGUCACAUGUUUAGUUAUUGUGGCACUCAGGGUUUACAAGGUUUUAUACUUUUAUAUACUUGUAUUUUUUGACAAAAUAAAUAUGCAGA
Molecule: messenger RNA, 1746 nt
Organism: Scophthalmus maximus (turbot)
Lineage: Eukaryota; Metazoa; Chordata; Actinopteri; Pleuronectiformes; Scophthalmidae
Exons: 6
Coding region: 336-1355 (339 amino acids)
Source: RefSeq, a predicted model, not a curated record